CUUGGGGCCGCCAUGGGGAGCUGCCAGGCGCGGAGAUUGCGCGUGCAUUUGGGCCUCCUGCUGCCGCCCCUGUGGGCCGCCCUGGCCGCAGCCACCAACCAAGUUGUGAUGCUUGAUACUACAGCUGUGCUCGGAGAGUUAGGAUGGAAAACGUACCCAUUAAAUGGGUGGGAUGCCAUAACUGAAAUGGAUGAACACAAUCGACCCAUCCACACUUACCAGGUAUGUAACGUAAUGGAACCAAACCAAAACAACUGGCUUCGUACAAACUGGAUCUCCCGAGAUGCAGCACAGAAAAUAUAUGUGGAAAUGAAGUUUACCCUGAGGGACUGUAACAGCAUUCCGUGGGUCUUGGGAACUUGCAAAGAAACUUUUAACCUCUUCUACAUGGAAUCAGAUGAGUCCCAUGGAGUUAAAUUCAAGCCAAGUCAAUAUUCUAAAAUUGAUACUAUUGCAGCUGAUGAGAGUUUUACCCAGAUGGACUUGGGUGAUCGCAUCCUUAAACUCAACACUGAAGUCCGUGAGGUGGGGCCCAUAAACAGGAAAGGAUUUUACCUUGCUUUCCAGGACAUUGGAGCAUGCAUUGCUCUGGUCUCUGUCCGCGUUUUCUACAAAAAGUGCCCUUUCACUGUUCGUAACUUGGCUAUGUUUCCUGAUACUAUUCCAAGGGUUGAUUCUUCCUCUUUGGUGGAAGUGCGGGGUUCCUGCGUGAAGAGUGCAGAAGAACGGGACACUCCAAAACUCUAUUGUGGAGCCGAUGGAGAUUGGCUAGUCCCUCUUGGAAGGUGUAUCUGCAGUGUGGGAUUUGAGGAAGUGGAAGGUUCCUGUCAUGCUUGCAGACCAGGAUUCUAUAAAGCAUUUGCUGGGAACAUAAAGUGUUCCAAGUGUCCUCCACACAGUGUAACCUACAUAGAAGCAACUUCUGUGUGUCAGUGUGAAAAGGGUUACUUCCGAGCUGAAAAAGACCCACCUUCUAUGGCAUGUACCAGGCCACCUUCAGCUCCAAGAAAUGUGGUUUUUAACAUUAAUGAAACGGCUCUUAUUUUGGAAUGGAGCCCACCCAGUGACACAGGAGGAAGAAAAGAUCUCACUUACAGUGUAAUCUGUAAAAAAUGUGGAUUAGACACAAGUCAGUGUGAGGUCUGUGGAGGAGGGAUCCGUUUCAUCCCAAGGCAUACUGGCCUCACCAACUCCUCUGUGACUGUUCUUGAUUUUGUGUCUCACGUGAACUACACCUUCGAAAUUGAAGCCAUGAAUGGAGUAUCCGAAUUAAGUUUUUCUCCGAAGCCAUUCACAGCUAUCACGGUGACUACAGAUCAAGAUGCACCUACCUUCAAAGAAAUCAAAGACCUCUACAGAUUUUAUCAACUUUACCCUCUCAGCAGUCCAGGUUGGCAAAUAGGAGCACCCUCCUUGAUAGGUAUGGUAAGGAAGGACUGGGCCUCCCAAAAUAGCAUUGCUCUCUCAUGGCAAGAGCCUGACUUUACCAAUGGAGCCAUCCUGGACUACGAGAUCAAGUACUAUGAGAAAGUCUACCCACGGAUAGCGCCGGCAUUUUGGCACUACCUGCGGGUAGAAGAGCAUGAACAGCUCAGCUAUUCUUCCACAAGAUCCAAGGCCCCCAGUGUUAUUAUUACUGGUCUCAAGCCAGCCACUAAAUAUAUAUUUCACAUCCGCGUGAGGACAGCAGCAGGAUACAGUGGCUACAGCCAGAAGUUUGAAUUUGAAACAGGAGAUGAAACUUCUGAUAUAGCAGCAGAACAGGGGCAGAUUCUGGUAAUAGCUACUGCUGCAGUGGGUGGUUUCACUCUCUUGGUCAUCCUCACUUUGUUCUUCUUAAUCACCGGGAGGUGCCAAUGGUACAUAAAGGCCAAAAUGAAGUCUGAAGAGAAAAGAAGAAAUAAUUUACAAAAUGGACAUUUACAUGUCCCAGGAACCAAAACUUACAUUGAUCCAGACACAUAUGAAGACCCAACUCUUGCAGUCCAUGAAUUUGCUAAGGAGAUAGAUCCUUCAAGGAUUCGUAUUGAGAGAGUCAUUGGGGCAGGUGAAUUUGGAGAAGUUUGCAGCGGGCGUUUGAAGACCCCAGGGAAAAGGGAAAUUCCAGUGGCCAUCAAAACUUUAAAAGGUGGUCAUGUGGACAGACAACGAAAAGAUUUUCUGAGAGAAGCUAGUAUCAUGGGACAGUUUGACCAUCCUAACAUUAUUCGCCUCGAAGGAGUUGUCACAAAAAGAUCGUUCCCGUCCAUUGGGGUGGAGACGCUCUGCCCCAGCUUCCUGAGGGCAGGAUUUUUAAAUAGCAUCCCAGCCCCGCAUCCUGUGUCAGCGGGAGGAUCUCUGCCCACUAGGAUUCCGGCUGGCAAACCAGUUAUGAUUGUGGUGGAAUACAUGGAAAAUGGAUCCUUGGACUCAUUCCUGCGGAAGCAUGAUGGCCACUUCACAGUUAUUCAGCUGGUUGGGAUGCUUCGAGGAAUUGCAUCAGGCAUGAAGUACCUCUCUGAUAUGGGUUACGUACAUCGAGACUUAGCUGCCCGGAAUAUACUGGUUAACAGCAAUUUAGUGUGCAAAGUCUCUGAUUUUGGUCUCUCCCGAGUGCUGGAAGAUGAUCCUGAAGCUGCUUAUACAACAACUGGUGGAAAAAUCCCCAUAAGGUGGACCGCACCAGAAGCUAUUUCGUAUAGGAAGUUCUCCUCGGCAAGCGAUGCCUGGAGCUAUGGAAUUGUUAUGUGGGAGGUGAUGUCCUAUGGAGAAAGACCAUAUUGGGAGAUGUCCAACCAAGAUGUUAUCCUAUCCAUUGAGGAAGGUUACAGACUGCCAGCACCCAUGGGUUGCCCAGCCUCUCUCCACCAACUAAUGCUCCACUGCUGGCAGAAAGAGAGAAACCACCGGCCAAAAUUCACCGAUAUCGUCAGCUUCUUAGACAAACUGAUCCGCAAUCCCAGUACCCUUCAUACUCUGGUGGAGGACAUACUUGUAAUACCAGAUUCACCUGGUGAAGUUCCUGAUUAUCCUUUGUUUGUAUCAGUCGGCGAUUGGUUGGAUUCAAUAAAAAUGGGCCAAUAUAAGAAUAACUUCAUGGCAGCAGGGUUCACAACUUUGGAUUUGAUUUCCAGAAUGAGCAUUGAUGAUAUUAGAAGAAUUGGUGUUGUACUCAUUGGACACCAGAGACGGAUAGUGAGCAGUAUACAGACUUUACGUUUACACAUGAUGCACAUACAGGAGAAAGGAUUUCAUGUAUGAAAGCACUAGGAACAAAUGUGUUUUGUGCCUCAGCAUUUCUCAAAUGGAAAACAUUUUCUCCCUCUCUUUCUUAUGAUUCUCCCAACUUCACAAACUGCAGUCUCCUGUUCAGACUGUGAAUGCACAUUUUAUGUCGCUGCUUCCAACCUGGAUUUUCUAAUCAUACUGCGUAGCUCCUCCCUCAAAUCCUUGCCAGAAACACCUUGGCCCUCUGCAAGACUGUCGCUACUCACUGGUGAAAUAACUCAGCAUGGAUGUGUAACUUCAUUUAGGAGUAUUUGGGAAAUGUUCAUGGACUUCAAUGAAAGUAAUAGCCUAUUUGCCCAGGCGUGGCUUCCUUAUUGAUGUAUUUAGAGUUUGAUGGUAGAUCAAAGAAGUAGUUGACUUUUUUUUUCAUGUUUUGUGGUCAUGUAGUUUCCGCUUUGACAUAAAUAUUUACUUUAGAGUUAACUAAAACCAAGGAAUGGGUCCUGUUAUUACCUUAUUAUGUAGUUUAACUGCAGGUAAUCUGGUGCCUGAUGAUGUUAGAAUUCUUUGUAGAAAUGACCAAUGAUUUCAAGUAGUGAAUUCUUGUUAUGUGUGGCAGUUUAAGGGCUGGGAAGAAAGAAUUAUGGUUUGAAAUUUUCUGAGGCCCCGAGUUUAGCUCUUUUGGCAUCAACACCCUCCAUUCUUAAUCUUUUACAGUUUCCAUUAGUUCAGGAAUUUUUUUCUUAUUACUUUUUAUUAAGUACGUUACUAUACAACAUUGUGAAGCUGAUCUCUGGGAAAGCUGUGAACUUAGGUCAUUUGCAGAUUCCUCGUAGGUAGUGAGAGAGGCUAAGGAAGCAUGUAAUUCAUAUAUUAACUUGCGUUUACUUAGGCUGUGCUUGUCCUCAGAAGCACAGGAAUUAUCAGCGUACCAAGAAAAAGAAUUAGAAUUUUUGUCACUUAUGUGUAAGAUAACAUUCUUAAAAGUUAGAACUUUAAUAAUCGUAUUGCGGUGCAAACAAAUUGAUGCAAAUCUCUAGUAGGCUGGUAGUUAUGUAAUCUGUAAAUCCUAAAGCUUUAAUGUUUUAUCCCCCAAAAAAGUUACAUGGACAUGCUGGGCUAUGUUUUCCCAAGUGUUGCAUGGAACAAGUGUUUUUUUUAAUUUUUGAUUACAUAUCCCAAAAUCGUACAUGCAUAUAAACAUACAUAUAUAUGUUUUCACGUGCGCGCACUCACACACACACACACACACACACAAAAAUUAUAUGUAAACUGGGCACAAGUCUUUGUGCAUAGUAGAGUAAUAGUUAAAAGGAACUUGUAGCUCUCCUUUAUUUUCCUAUAGCAUUUUCUAAACCCUUUUGAACAAGCAUCAAAAGAUAUGUUCAUUUCUCAGUGAACUUAGCUAUGUCUAAUUGGCAAGGUAAGAAUAUUAGUGGGCUAAUUUUAAGUUUAAAAAUAGUGUGUUCCCCGAAACUAGUAAGACUGCAGCUGGGGGAAAAUGGAAAAUCAGAAGAGAAUAUAACAGUCAAGGCCUUGUAACUGGAUUUAUAAAGAACAGCUCUCUUUUUUGGAAUAAGGAACAGAUUUUUGAAAGAUGCUGAUUUAACAAACCAGCUCUGUUUGAUUUUGAGACAAGUGCAUGACCCACUACUCUCAAUUUUUGUACCUAAGUUGCAUUUGUGGUGGUGUUUUUGCAGCUACUGGUGCCACACUUUCUUCACUUUCUUGGAGGAGAAUUGUAAAUAUUAUUUUGCCUUUCUUUAAGACUUUGUUGAUUACAUCAUUAGUCUAGAUUCGUCAACAGCCAUUUCUUUUAUUGAAUCGCCCUUUGCUUUUGCUUACCACAACUUCAUUUUCCUUUCCUCCUAGGGGUGGUUCAAUUAGAAGGGAGAGAUCCUUUACAAGCAGUUCUAACAGUACAGUGAAGACACAGGUGGGCAGUCAAUUGGAUGCGAAGCCCUUGGCUCUAAAGUAGCUCAGCAACAACUGGAAAAAUUAGGGGCAGAUUUGUGCUAACACUUGCAUGCUGGUACACCCCUCAUAGGCUAAAUGCAGGCUGCUUGGUAUAUUUACACACACCUGGAUACAU
Molecule: messenger RNA, 5299 nt
Organism: Tachyglossus aculeatus (Australian echidna)
Lineage: Eukaryota; Metazoa; Chordata; Mammalia; Monotremata; Tachyglossidae
Gene: EPHA6
Product: EPH receptor A6
Exons: 20
Coding region: 13-3240 (1075 amino acids)
Biological process (GO): axon guidance; cell surface receptor protein tyrosine kinase signaling pathway; protein phosphorylation
Cellular component (GO): neuron projection; plasma membrane
Molecular function (GO): transmembrane-ephrin receptor activity; protein binding; ATP binding
Source: RefSeq, a predicted model, not a curated record